AUGCCACACGCGACAAGCGAAACAGAUGCUCCUGGGGACAACCCACGUCGGAUUGUCUUGUGUUUCGACGGCACAGGCAACCAGUUCCAAGGAAAUGAAUCAGACACAAAUAUCAUGAAGAUUUAUCAAAUGCUGGAUCGACACGCUCCAAAUCAAUUUCACUAUUACCAACCCGGUAUCGGGACCUACGUCAAAGGCCAGUCCUCCAGCUCUGGACUGGUUCGAUUCUGGCCCAAGAUCAAAUCCAAGAUCAUCAGCGCUGUUGAUCAAGCAGUUGGCUCAUCGUUUAGCGAUCAUGUCCUUGCCGGCUAUCGUUUUCUCAUGCGUUACUAUUCUGAAGGUGAUCAUAUCUACAUCUUUGGAUUCUCCCGUGGUGCCUACACUGCACGAUUCCUCGCGGAGAUGGUUCAUGAAUUGGGUCUUCUGUCCAGAGGAAAUGAGGAAAUGGUUCAUUUCGCCUGGGAGACAUUCAGCAACUAUGAACAAUCCCGCGGCAAUGUUCCUCAGACCGAAAAGGAUCGGGAGCUGAAUGAGUUCAUGAAGAAGUUCAAGAGAACCUUUUGCCGACUGGGCGUGGGUAUACACUUCCUUGGCUUGUUCGACUGUGUCAAUAGUGUGGGUCAGUUUGAGAUCCCCUUUUUUCGCACGUCAUAUCGAUACAUCGCGACGCCCGCCGCCAAGUACAUUCGACACGCAGUGUCUAUCCAUGAGAGACGGCUGAAGUUCAAGCCCGCCCUCUACAUGAUGGACAAGAAUGGGCUCAAUUCCGACUUCAAGGAAGUGUGGUUUGCGGGGAACCACAGCGAUGUGGGCGGUGGAUACAAUCUCCAGAAAGGCCAGAAACAUUUGCUUUCUGAUACACCAUUGAAUUGGAUGGUCCAGGAAGUUCUGCACCUGGAAGGCUCGGAAAGUAAGCUGGAAUUUCAAACGACUAAUGUCGAAGAUGUCUUGAGAGCUGAAAGCGUGUUUCCCGGGAAGGAGGAGCCGGGGACCAAUGCGUGGGAAGUCAGGCGUCACACUAAUCAGCCACAUGAUUGUCUCUGGUUCGGGCAUGCAUCGGCUUUCUUGAUGGUUAUCUUCUGGUGGAUCCUCGGUAUGCACCCUUUUACUCCCCACCUUCUGUUCCUUUCUUUCUUUUCCUUUCUUCUUUUUCUUUGCGUUGUGACUAUACUGAAUGAAGACCUGGCAGAGAUACUACCUAUCUUCACCCGAUUAGAACUGGAGAAAGGAGAGUGGGUUCCCAGAAGGUUUCCACCCAACUUGGGAGCCCCGCGGGAUAUUCCAGUCGAAGCCAAGAUCCAUUCGAGUGUGAACGAGAUGGUCAAAGCGGGGAUUCUAGACAAAGAGUCAAUCCCCAAGAAGGGUGGCGACAAUCCCAAUCUGCCCAACCCCGCAAGUGUCGUUUCGACUUUGAAGAGGGCCAGGAAAAGCCUGGCGCGCCCAAAAGCACCUCCCGAGGAUUCCGUAGCUGAGGGCCCUGGCAAUGAUGCGCACAAGGUGCAUGAGAAUGGAUCGAUGAAGGGGAUCAAAGGAGUGCAUAAAGGGAAGGGGGUCAAUGGUGUGAAUGGAGUGCAUGAACUGAAUAGCGUAAAUGACGUGAACGGGAAAGGUCUGAAUGGGGCUGUGGAGAGCUGA
Messenger RNA from Aspergillus oryzae RIB40, 1635 nucleotides. Its product is annotated as T6SS phospholipase effector Tle1-like catalytic domain-containing protein. The transcript is spliced from 2 exons. NCBI's taxonomy places the organism in Eukaryota, Fungi, Ascomycota, Eurotiomycetes, Eurotiales, Aspergillaceae. Bases 1 to 1635 code for a protein of 544 amino acids. The record is from RefSeq and is a predicted model, not a curated record.